This is a messenger RNA of Dermacentor albipictus, 516 nucleotides long. NCBI's taxonomy places the organism in Eukaryota, Metazoa, Arthropoda, Arachnida, Ixodida, Ixodidae. The record is from RefSeq and is a predicted model, not a curated record.
AUGAGGCCAACACAAAAGCAUGGAUCAUACAGCAGCUCUUCAACGACUACAUCCGCAAAGUCUACAGGAAGUUCCAAUUUGCAAAACCGGAAGGUACUGCUUUUCGUGGAUAACUGUGGUGCACACGGUCACAUCCAUGAUCUCCAGUCCGUCCACUUGGUGUUCCUGCCGCCCAACACCACGAGGGUCUUCCAGCCCAUGGACCAGGGCAUUAUAAAAAAUUUGAAGGUCCUCUACACAGCUCGCCUCUUGAACCCCAUGGUCAUCUGCAUCGACGCCGGCAAGCAGUACGCUGUUAGCCUUCUGUUGGCAAUAAACAUGCUUGCGGAUGCCUGGAGGGCGGUGGCCUCUGCCACUCUACAGAACGGCUUUUGGCAUGCUGGAUUUCUUAUAACCGAUGAAGUGAGUGCCAUGGAGGCCCCAGAUCUGUCGCCUUCCAAUGUGCUCCCUACUGAAGCCGAAAAUGUUCGAGACCUGCGCAGUGGUGGCAUUGCGAUUCCGGACAGUCUCAUUUGA